Molecule: messenger RNA, 3780 nt
Organism: Physcomitrium patens
Lineage: Eukaryota; Viridiplantae; Streptophyta; Bryopsida; Funariales; Funariaceae
Product: phosphoenolpyruvate carboxylase
Biological process (GO): tricarboxylic acid cycle; carbon fixation
Cellular component (GO): cytosol
Molecular function (GO): phosphoenolpyruvate carboxylase activity
Source: RefSeq, a predicted model, not a curated record
AACAAUGCAAUCGUGUGCCUUGGCCUCCAUUGUUUCCUCGUGAUGCACGCUGGCCGAGGAAGAAUUACAUUACACUACACUGCAUUACCUUAGUUGAAAGUAUGCCACCAGGCUGACAGUUGGGUGUUUCACAGGAAUCGUUCAGAUUGUGUUUAGAGUGGUGGUGGCCAGCAGCAGAAUCUGGAAAAUUGGGGUUCAGAAGUCUGGGGACUUGGCGAUUGAUUCGGCACUCUUUAUACUUUUUUUUUUUUUUUUUUUUUUUUUUUGCAGUGGGAGAUGGGUGUUGAUGUGAACUGGUGUUUGCGGUAGCUGAUUCGUUCACGAGGGUUAGGUAGGCGCUGGGAGAAGGGGACAAGGAGAGGUUGGUGAAGACCCUGGAAGGCUUGAAGCAGGGAAGACAAAGGGAGUAGACGGGAGGCGGGAGGUGAAUGUUUGGUUGCAUUGUAGGAGUUGGAGGAGUGAGAGAGUCCUUGGAUUCAGUCUAUUUCCCAACAUGGCGUUCUUACAGAAAAUUAAGUCUAUCGACGCGUCCAUGAGGCUGCUGGUGCCGAAAAAGGUGUCAGAAGAUGACAUGCUAGUUGAUUACGGCGCCAAGUUGGUCGAUCGGUCCCUGGCCAUCUUGGAAAAUCUGCACGGCAAAGAGAUGAAAGAUACAGUACUAGAAUGCUACGAAUUGGCGGGAGCGUUUUGCGCCGACAGUAGGAACGAGGAGAAACUUCAACAACUAUCAUCGUUGCUGAAUAAUCUAGAUGCUGGUGAUUCAAUCGUGGUGGCCAGUUCUUUCUCGCAUAUGCUUAACCUUGAGAACCUGGCGGAGGAGGUGCAGAUUGCCCAUCGUCGUCCGGCUAACAAGAAGGGAAACAUUGGCGAUGAGAAUAGUGCAUUGACGGAGUCCGAUUUGGACCAGACGUUUCAAAGGUUGGUGAAGAAGCUGAAAAAAUCCCCGGAAGAGAUUUUUGAGGCCCUCAAGAAUCAGACUGUCGAUUUGGUCUUCACGGCGCAUCCAACCCAAUCAGUUCGUAGAUCUCUGCUUCAGAAGCAUUCUCGGAUUCGAAAUUGCCUGUCACAAAUGUACCAGAAAGAUAUCACAGCGGAGGAGAAGCAGGAACUAGACGAAGCUCUACAAAGAGAGAUUCAAGCUGCAUUUCGUACUGACGAGAUCCGACGGUCACAGCCAACACCCCAGGAUGAGAUGCGUGCAGGCAUGAGUUACUUCCACGAGACUAUCUGGAAUGGAUUACCCAAGUUCUUACGGCGUGUUGAUACUGCCUUGAAGGCUAUCGGUGUGAACAAGCGUUUGCCACAUAAUGUGCCACUCAUCCAGUUUUCCUCCUGGAUGGGUGGUGAUCGCGAUGGCAACCCGCGCGUCACUCCCGACAUGACAAGAGACGUGUGUCUGUUGGCUCGACUGAUGGCAGCCAAUCUUUACUACUCCCAAAUUGAGGAUCUUAUGUUCGAGCUGUCUAUGUGGCGCUGUAGUGACGAGCUAAGACAGAGAGUGGCGGUUUUGGAGGCGCAACCUAAGAAGGAAUCGAAACAUUACAUUGAGUUCUGGAAACAAAUUCCACCCAGCGAGCCUUUCCGAGUCCUUUUGGGAGACAUGCGUGACAAGCUGUACAACACCCGGGAGUGGAUGCGUCAGCUGCUAGCCAACGGCAAAUCUGACGUCAAUCGGGACAACACUUUCACCGAAAAAUCGCAGAUUCUUGAGCCUUUGGAGCUGUGUUAUCGGUCACUGUGCGAAACUGGAGACAAACCCAUAGCCGACGGAAGUCUUCUGGAUUUCAUGCGCCGUGUUUCGUGCUUCGGGUUGAGCUUGGUGCGGCUGGAUAUUCGGCAAGAAUCUGAUCGCCAUACUGAUGUGAUGGAUACCAUUACUAACUAUCUGGGCAUUGGAUCUUAUCGCGACUGGUCGGAGGAGCAGCGUCAGGACUGGCUUCUGUCUGAGCUUCGGGGGAAGAGGCCUUUGUUUGGACCCGGUAUGCCGACAUCAGAGGAAGUGAAGGAUGUCCUGGACACUUUCAGAGUCGUUGCUGAGUUGCCAGCAGAUUGCUUCGGCGCUUAUGUCAUCUCUAUGGCAACUGCUCCAUCAGAUGUCUUGGCAGUUGAGCUCUUGCAGCGCGAGUGCCGUAUCCCGACUCCACUGCGUGUGGUGCCUUUGUUUGAGAAACUUGCUGACUUGGAAUCAGCCCCCGCCUCGCUUUCACGCCUCUUCUCAAUUGACUGGUAUCUAAAUCGCAUCAACGGCAAGCAAGAGGUCAUGAUCGGAUACUCCGACUCAGGCAAGGAUGCGGGUCGUUUGUCAGCAGCAUGGCAAAUGUUCAAAGCACAGGAGAAUCUUUUGAAAGUUGCAAAGCAUUAUGGAGUCCGUCUUACAAUGUUCCAUGGUCGCGGAGGCACCGUUGGCAGGGGUGGAGGUCCGACGCAUCUUGCUAUUUUGUCUCAGCCUCCAGACACUAUCAAUGGAUCUUUGCGGGUCACCAUUCAAGGAGAAGUUAUUGAGCAGUCGUUCGGAGAGGAGCACCUGUGCUUCAGGACAUUGCAGCGUUUCACUGCCGCGACACUUGAACACGGAAUGCACCCUCCCAUUGCUCCAAAGCCUGAGUGGAGAGACCUCAUGGACUCCAUGGCAGUGGUUGCCACCGACGAGUAUCGCUCCGUUGUCUUCAAAAAUCCCAGAUUUGUGGAGUACUUCCGAAUGGCCACGCCGGAGUUAGAGUAUGGGCGCAUGAAUAUCGGCAGUCGUCCAUCGAGACGCAAACCCAGUGGCGGUAUUGAAUCCCUGCGAGCCAUCCCAUGGAUCUUCGCUUGGACGCAAACACGGUUCCAUUUACCCGUUUGGCUUGGACUUGGUGCUGCUUUGAAGAGGGCAUUGGAAGACAAUCCCAGCAAUUUCAACACUCUUUACCGGAUGUACGACCAAUGGCCUUUCUUCCGAGUGACGAUCGACUUAAUGGAGAUGGUGUUCGCAAAAGGUGACCCUCGAAUUGCCCAGUUGUACGAUGAUUUGCUCGUCGCCGACGAGCUGAAAUCUUUGGGUAUUGAGCUGCGGCAAAAAUAUAACGAGACCAAAGAGCAUCUUCUAAAGGUUGCAAGACAUACGGAAAUUCUCCAAGGUAAUCCGACUCUGAAGCAGCGUUUACGACUUCGAGAACCUUACAUCACUGCUCUCAAUGUGCAACAAGCCUUCACGCUCAAGAAGAUGCGAGAGCAGCAUAGCCAACUGACACAGCCUGAUUCUCCCAAGCCCACGAAGCCUGCCGCGGAACUGGUGACGCUAAACCCAACGACCGAGUUCGCGCCUGGACUAGAGGAUACCAUGAUCCUUACAAUGAAGGGUAUUGCUGCAGGCAUCCAGAAUACAGGAUAGAUUCCAAUUCAACAUCAAGAUUAUGAUACAUCGAGCAGGACAUGUGUGCUGCCAGCCAUACUGUCAGGGUUCCGUGGACGCAACAAAUUGUGUGCUCUAGGGAGGUAGAAGAACAAAACAUCUCCAAGAGCACACAUCCGAUUUCUAGUGCUUCUUUCCAAAGACUAGUUCGGCUUUUACAGAACCUCAACGGCAGAGUUCUGCAUUGUGGUUAAUGAGCUAGGUGGAUCCGUAGGAUUGUGCAAUCCGGUUUACAAGACAGAAUAGUUGAACAGUUCUGUCCUUCGGUCAGGCGCGAUGUCAAGCCUAUUCGUCUUCCAGAUUCCAUUUGUGGACAGUCUACCCUUUCAAUGAGUGCAGGAUGAAUAAUUCUGAUGAACUAUUUGCAGCUCAUGCAUUCUUGCAAACAA